CACAUGACUAAUGUAAUAACAGACUAACGGCUUAUGUUGCUUUUACAGUGUGAUUCAUAACACUAUCUGUACGUUAUGGAUUCCAAAUCAAACGAUGCCACUGGAGUUUGUGAAACGUGAAGAAUGGACAAAAUUCAGAGAAGAAAAGCCUGACAAGAUACUACACCCGGCCUACUGUGUGUGGUACACCGUUACUUGCACCCGCCCAUGCAAUGAUGGGGAAUCAUGUAUACAGAGGACUAAAGGCUUACUGAGGGAACAUAGGCUUGACUUCAAACGCAAGGAUAUCGCCUAUAAUUUCCUGAUCGGGGACGAUGGCAAGGUUAUAGAAGCCAGAGGAUGGUUCGAUGCCCCUGAUCUACCAGUUCAAUUCUUAUCACUCAAACACCAAAGCAUCUAUAUAGCGUUCAUUGGAUGGUAUAAAUAUCUCGAGCUGCCAAAGGAUCUUUACAUAAUCGCAGAUGAAUUGGUGAAAUACGGUGUGGAAAAUAAAUACAUCAAAGAAAAAUACAUUAUGAACGAUCUUAUAUCAAUUGUGUCUAGACGAAGAUGUGUUGGCUGAAAUGACUACUAAUACACACUAUAGGAAAUUACGACAAUAGAUAACUAAAUCUUUUCCUAAAUAUUUUUCAGAUGAAGAAAUGCCAAAGGAGCUAUACGCUAUUGGAGAAGAACUAAUAAAGUAUGGAAUCGCAAAAAACUAUAUCCUGCCGAAAUUUAUUUUGAAUGAUCUAUUAACGCCUUUCCCACAAAAAUUACGUUUGGAAAAAGGUGUUUUUUGGGAAGGAUUUAAGAAUGAUAAUACUGUAUAUGAAAUAUGA
Molecule: messenger RNA, 821 nt
Organism: Macrosteles quadrilineatus (aster leafhopper)
Lineage: Eukaryota; Metazoa; Arthropoda; Insecta; Hemiptera; Cicadellidae
Product: peptidoglycan recognition protein 1-like
Exons: 4
Coding region: 95-562 (155 amino acids)
Biological process (GO): peptidoglycan catabolic process
Molecular function (GO): zinc ion binding; N-acetylmuramoyl-L-alanine amidase activity
Source: RefSeq, a predicted model, not a curated record